Molecule: messenger RNA, 2849 nt
Organism: Anastrepha obliqua
Lineage: Eukaryota; Metazoa; Arthropoda; Insecta; Diptera; Tephritidae
Gene: HnRNP-K
Product: heterogeneous nuclear ribonucleoprotein K homolog
Exons: 11
Coding region: 285-1730 (481 amino acids)
Biological process (GO): regulation of transcription by RNA polymerase II; regulation of mRNA splicing, via spliceosome
Cellular component (GO): cytoplasm; nucleus
Molecular function (GO): mRNA binding
Source: RefSeq, a predicted model, not a curated record
CAUUUCGCUUGCAUUUCGUAGUAGCUACAUUUUCUGUCGUCUAGUUGUGGAGAAAACCGCUUGUUCCAUUAUUUCUUAAUUUUAUUUGCAAUCGUCCAUCUAAAUAAUAUAAAUUAUUGGAUCAAGCUUCUUGUACAUUAUUGCAAGAGCUUAAAGUGCUAAAUAUCGAUAUUAGGUGAAGGCGAGACUUAAUUUACCGGAGAACACAUAUUCUGUGGAGCCUUCAAAGGUUGCAAAAGGCCUAAAGUUCGUCUAAUAAUCAAAUCAGCGUCCAAUCGCCAAUUAUGACCAAGAAAAUGAAGAUGAAGCGCGAAAAUAACGACGACGGCCCACACUCCGACAAGCGCAGUCGUCGCAAUGACGAUCAAAUUCGCAUUCUUAUCCCUAGUAAUAUUGCGGGCGCAGUCAUUGGCAAAGGUGGCCAGCAUAUCCAAAAAAUGCGCACUCAGUAUAAAGCCACUGUAUCUGUCGACGACUCUCAAGGCCCCGAACGUACCAUAUUGAUAUCAUCGGAUUUGGAGUCAACACUACAGAUUGUAGCCGAGAUGCUGAAAUACUUCGAAGAGCGCGAUGAUGAAGUUGAUGUACGAUUAUUGAUCCAUCAAAGUCUUGCUGGGUGUGUAAUCGGCAAAGGAGGCCAAAAGAUCAAGGAGAUACGAGAUAAAAUUGGAUGUCGUAUUUUGAAGGUUUUCUCGAAUGUUGCACCGCAAAGUACAGAUCGAGUGGUGCAAACUGUCGGCAAACAGUCCCAGGUGAUUGAUGCUAUACGUGAGGUUAUCUCGCUGACAAGAGAAACCCCCAUCAAGGGUCCAGUCCAUAAUUAUGAUCCAACCAAUUUUGAUCGUAUGUACGCCGACGAAUAUGGUGGUUACGGCUCUGGUGGUGGCGGCGGCAACGGUGGUGGUGGUGGUGGUGGCAACAAUCGCCAGUCGCGUGGUGGACGCGGUGGUGGCGGUGGCGGUGGUAAUGGUGGUGGCGGCGGCGGCGGCGGCAAUUUUGGCAACGAUCGUGGUGGACGAAAUGAUCGUAGUCGCAGCGGCGGCCGGCGUGAUAAUCCAUUCAUAAAUCCAUGGGCUAACGAUGAUGGUUUCGGAGGCAAUAAUGGUGGUGGCAAUUUCGGCGGUGGUAACUUUGGAGGAGGCGGUUUCGGUGGCGGUAAUUUCGGCGGCAACGGCGGUGGAUUUGGUGGAAAUAAUGGACCAUCUGGUAACUUUGGCGGCGGUGGCGGUGGUGGUGGCGGUGGCUUCGGUCCUGGCAAUCAAGGCAACUUUGGUGGUGGCAACCCAGGUGGCGGUUUCGGUGGCAACCAAAUGAAUAGCGGUGGAAACUUUGGUGGCGGCGGCAUGAAUCAAGGCGGUGGAUUCGGUGGGCCAAACAAUAACAAUGGCAUGGGAUCUGGUGGUGGUGGUAUGGGAUCAGGUGGCUCUGGGGGUUUCGGUCCAGGACCCAACAACAAUGGACCGAAUGGUGGUAAUUCCGGAAAUCUUCCGAAUGGUCACGAUCCUAAAAACAGCACGCAGGUUACCAUCCCGAAAGAUUUGGCUGGUGCUAUAAUUGGCAAGGGAGGCGGCCGUAUUCGCCGUAUCCGUAAUGAGUCUGGUGCCUACAUUACUAUCGACGAACCGUUACCUGGUUCAACUGACCGUAUCAUCACCAUUUCCGGUAACCCUAAGCAAAUCCAAAUGGCCCAGUAUCUUUUACAACAGAGGUUGGUGUCGAACACAUCCUAAAAUGUGCACGAGAACAACGGUCGGCGAAACUUCUAAGUCAUACAUCGCCAAGCUAUGGAUGUCAGAAUGCGUCCAUGUUUUUGACAAACAAAAAAUAUAUACGCAAAAAAUAUUACCUUUAAGACUUACAACCUCCUUAAAUUUCAUUAAUUCUACACUUAAUAUGAUUUUAUUCAGAAAUCUACGUUUUUAAUUAAAUUAAAAGAACAAUUAACAAUUAAAAAGACCAAAUAAGCAAACUAUAAUAAGAGUUGAUUAAUUUUUUGUGUAAAUUCCCACCAUAUCUUGAUUAUUGUCAUACCAGCUAAGUUCUUAUAAAUUCCAAAUGAGUGUAAGAGGGAUCAUAAUACAAGCAUACAUACAUAUUUACAGUCCGAGCGCUUGGGAUAUCCUUUCGAUAUUGCAAAAAUGUGAUUUUAAUGUUUUCCAAACACAAUGCCGAACAUUGCGUCCGAUCUGUUGAUGUUAUAGGUCUUGAAAAGUGAACUUGUGAAAUGUGUAUGCACCCUUUUACAAUAGUCUCAUUGUAUUAAUCAAUUGUCGGAAAUUUAUUCUUUGACGACGUGCAAGACGUGACGAAAUGGAGAAAAAAUAUUUAAGAUUCUGUCUAUUGGAAGUGGAAAGUGUCACUAUUUCAUGAAGUAAGUUCCGUUAACAUCAGCGGGUUGGAUGAAACACCGUUACAGAAGUAAAUGUCUAGAAUGCUCUGAUGAAAAUAUUAAAAACACGUUUUUCUUUCUAAGGGGGGAUAGCCACAAUGCUACGGACUGUGUAUGUAGAUGAUUAACCCAAAAUUUUGAUUUACAAAAACAAGUACUAUUAUACCAAAUAGAUUACAAACUAACUGCAUUAGUUGUAAGGUCUAUUAAAAUUGCAACUGAGAGUUCGCGUAGUUUUUAGCAGUUUCAUUUGUGGAAACUUGUGCAUACCAUACAACCAACAAUUUACUAACUAUAUUGUAAAAGAUGUAAUUGUUCAGACAUUACACAGAGAAUUACGUGGUCUGCUAUUUUUCUUCUCGCUAUUUAAAUAAGUAUAUAGAAUUCUUGUUCUAUACGCAUAAAGCGAACUUUGUAAGAUUUCAAAGUACAUAUAAUAAAGAUAUAAAUAUAAAAUAAA